Olea europaea var. sylvestris is the source of this 888-nucleotide messenger RNA. RefSeq lists its product as uncharacterized. Lineage: Eukaryota; Viridiplantae; Streptophyta; Magnoliopsida; Lamiales; Oleaceae. The record is from RefSeq and is a predicted model, not a curated record. Bases 1 to 888 code for a protein of 295 amino acids. The transcript has 2 exons.
AUGGCCAAGAAUCCCGUAUUCUACAGCAGAAUCAAACACAUUAGCAUCAAGUACCAUUUCAUCAGAGAAGCUGAAGCAAAUAAAGAGAUAGAGCUCAAACAUUGCAAAAGAAGUAUGCUUUGUAUGGCCCGACUCCAUUUCGAUAUGAGGAAAGUGUGGAAUAAAGAGAUUUUUGGGAGGGUUGAUAAUGUUAUUUUGGAGUUAGAAGAACGUGUGGAGGCUCUCGAUAGCAGGUUACAAGUUGCAUUUUCUAAUGAGGCAGAACAAGAAUACUUGAUUUCUAAAAUUGAAUUGGAGGAAUGGCAAAGAAGAGAGAAAAUUAGAUUGUCCCAACUGGCAAAAAAGAAAUGGUUGUCUGACGGUGAUAACAAUUCUAAAUUUUAUCAUGCUGUAGUCUCGCAAAGACGAAGAAAAUCAAAGUUAAAUCAGCUGAAGCUUACAGACGACACUAUUCUGUCGACUCCGCAGCAAAUGCAUGCAGAAGCUGUGAAAUAUCUUCAGAUUGUUCUUACGAGCGAGGAAAGUAAAAUUGUGCUAGAUUUAUCUCAUAUCAUUGAGUCUGCAGUUUCUCAAGAGGGAGGACGGAUGCUAUGUACUUUGCCGACUGAAGAGGAGGUUCGAACUGCAACUCAUUCGAUACCUAUGGAUAGCGCACCUGGGCCUGAUGGAUAUGGAUCAGCUUUCUUUAUCAAGUGUUGGGAUAUUAUUAAAGGGGACCUAGUGGAGGCAGCAAAGGAGUUUUUUGAAAGAGGGGUGUUUCCUCGAUUUUAUACAUCAUCCUAUUUAGUGUUGAUCCCAAAGGUGGAGAAUCCUAGCGGUUUUGAUAAGUUUCGACCAAUCAGUCUUUGCUCUGUUGUGUACAAAAUAUUUUCAAAGAUUUUGGUAUAG